Molecule: messenger RNA, 1854 nt
Organism: Penicillium daleae
Lineage: Eukaryota; Fungi; Ascomycota; Eurotiomycetes; Eurotiales; Aspergillaceae
Product: MDR family MFS transporter
Exons: 3
Coding region: 1-1854 (617 amino acids)
Biological process (GO): transmembrane transport
Molecular function (GO): transmembrane transporter activity
Source: RefSeq, a predicted model, not a curated record
AUGACGGGCGUGCACCAGAGCCACGACUCGUCGAGCGGCGACACAGUCGUCUUGCAGACCCCCACGGAAAAAUCUUCCGUCGAGACACCCUCUCCUGCUGCGCAAGAGAAGGAGCUAGAGAACCACCCCGACCUGGACACAUCUAUCCCAGCUGAGGACCCAGAGAAAGAUGAAGAAAAUGACACGAUGAAGAAGCAACCCUCCGGCGCGCCGUUGGACCGCACGCCCUCCCAAGCAGCAAAGAUGGGCAAGAAAAAGAUCAUCGUCGUUAUGACCGCACUUUGCCUGGCGCUGUUCCUGGCUGCGCUGGAUAUGACUAUCAUCUCAACGGCUUUACCAACAAUCGCGGCUGAAUUUGCUGCCUCGGAGAGUGGCUACUCGUGGAUUGCGUCGUCGUACCUUCUUGCGAACGCGGCUUGUAUUCCGCUCUGGGGCAAGAUUAGUGAUAUCUGGGGUCGCAAGCCAAUCAUGCUUCUCGCCAAUGUGUGGUUCCUUGUCGGCAGUCUGAUCUGUGCCUUGGCUAAGAACAUGGCCAUGAUCAUCGCUGGCCGUGCCAUUCAAGGCGUUGGUGGUGGAGGUAUCAUCAUCAUGGCUAAUAUUAGCGUGACGGAUUUGUUCAGCAUGAGAGAUCGACCCAUGUACUAUGGCCUCUUCGGUGCUACUUGGGCUAUUGCAGGUGCUCUGGGACCUAUUGUCGGCGGUGCUUUUACCACCAGUGUUACCUGGAGAUGGUGCUUCUACCUGAACUUGCCCAUCGGUGGAGUCUCGUUCCUCAUUCUGUUCUUCUUCCUCUCUAUUGAAUCCCCCAAGACACCAUUCCUGGCUGGCUUGCGCAGCAUCGAUUGGGCGGGAACCUUCCUCAUUAUCGGCGGCACUCUUAUGUUCCUGUUCGGCCUGGAAUUCGGUGGCAUCAACUACCCGUGGAAGUCAGCCACUGUUAUCUGCCUCAUCGUAUUCGGUAUCUUCGUUUGGGUCCUGGCUAUGCUCGCUGAAUGGAAGAUUGCCAAGUACCCCAUCAUCCCUCCACGCCUGUUCAACGAGUGGGGCAACGUUCUCAUCCUUCUGGUCUGCUUCUGUCACGGCUUCGUCUUCAUCUCAGGCUCCUACUACCUCCCGCUCUAUUUCCAGACCGUCCUGCUAGCCUCCCCUAUUCUCAGCGGUGUCUACACACUGCCCAUGGUCCUCUCCCUUUCCAUCGUCUCCGCCGGAACGGGUAUCAUCAUGAAGAAGACUGGUCGCUACCGCGAGCUGAUCAUCGGCGGUCUUGCUUUCAUGACUCUCGGUUUCGGUCUGCUGAUUGACCUCAAGCCCUACGCUUCGUGGCCACGCAUUAUCAUCUUCCAGCUGAUCGCUGGUAUCGGUGUUGGUCCUAACUUCCAAGCACCCCUCGUCGCCUUCCAGACCGGCAUCCGACCAGCAGACAUGGCAACUGCUACCGCAACAUUCGGUUUUAUCCGUCAGCUGUCGACGUCCAUGUCUGUCGUCCUGGGCACAGUCAUCUACCAAAACGUGAUCGGUCAACAAGCCGACAAGCUCAUCGCAGCCAUCGGCCCCGAGCUCACGGCCCAAAUCUCCUCCUCCUUCGCCGGUUCCUCCAAAGAGCUCAUCAAGAGUCUGACCCAGCCCCAGCGUGAGGUCGUUCUCGAGGCCUUCACUUUCGCUCUGAACCGCAUGUGGAUUUUCUAUACAGCUGUUGCGGGCCUCGGCUUCAUUCUUUCGUUAUUCAUUCGCCCUCGCGAAUUGACCAAGACGCAUACCAUCCGCAAGACCGGUCUGGAGGAACAAGAGCGUGCACGCCAGGAAUUGAUCGAUUCUCAACGUACGACCGAGGGAAGGUCUGAGGUUGAGGCUUGA